AUGGCAACUCCUCCUAGUUCUGACGAAGGGGAGAUUGUAGAGAAUGGCGUUGGAGACUUGAAGGCAACUUCACUGCCUCAGUUUGAAGGAACCGGUGUUGACCGUAUCGACAGAACUCGAGCUAGAUAUUCAAGAUCAAGAUCACCCGAUAAUGUGAACGGCUCGAGAUAUGCCCCCGGCUCUUCUCGACGAAGUCGCUCUCCUCGCGGACGUAAGCGUCCCCGCGAUGAUCGUGAUUCGAAUCGUGGUAGCCGCCUAGAUUCAGAUCCACGACGAUUUCGCGUACAUUACGAAGACAAUACCGACGGUUACCGCCGGUCGCGCUUGUCGUACGAUGACGAGGACCGCCCCCCUUCACGUUCGUCGGCGCCCAACCUCUACUAUGACGAUAGGGAUCGAGACUAUACUACUCGUACUAAAGGGAGAGAUCGAAGCCGAGACCGUGAACGACACCCUAGAAAGCGCCAUAGAAACCGCUCUCGUUCUCCGUACAGACCACCGAACGAUAGAAACCGAGGAGGCAAGCUGCGGUAUGAUGACAGCAGAAAUCAACGCGCUCCUGAUCAAGACAGCGUAGGAAGUGUUAGGUCGAGCUAUCAAGGCACCCCUCGGCAUUCACAAGAUCAUGCAAAGUAUCAUGAGCGACAAGACUCGGUAGAAACACAAGGUACUAGCAAAGAUGACACUAAACGUGCACCAGGUAGUUCGGAGGAAACUACUCUUACAGCUCCUCCAACUCAAUCCGGCGAACCAGAUAAGGACUACGAAGAGAAGCCUGAAAACAUAGAGGCAGAAUUAGAACGCCGACGCCGACGUCGUGAAGAGCUUCUCGCCAAAUCACGCGGUGCUACGCCAAUGCUAGUCCAAGCUCUCCAAGCUUCCGAAAAGACGAAUGCAUCCUCACCAGGGCGAACACGAGCAAGCACACCUAUGGCUGUUGAUGGAAAUACACCCGGUUCUUUUGCCUCAUCGCCGAACUCGCCAGCCCGUGUUCUUCAAGAAGGAAUGUCACCUGCUGCAAUCGAGAUUUCUAAUGAUCAAGAGCUCAUCAACAUUCAUGGUAAAUUUAAAGGUACUGAUGAUGAUGGGCCUUCCGCUGCAGAUUAUGAUCCAACUGUAGAUAUGAGAGAGGAUGAGCUACGAGACGAGCUUCGGCAUGGUCAUAUUGGUCCCCACGGAGAGACACUUCCUCCCGAUGAAAAGGCCGAAAUCGCUAUAAUAGAAGAGCCGCAAGUAGCAGAGAAGCCGAAGACUGACGAUGACGAUGACUUCGAUAUGUUCGCCGAAGAGUUCGAUGAAGAGAAGUUCGCUGCCCCCAAACCCACACAUCUAGACACCACCGUAGACAACCACAAAGCGCCCCUUACUGUUAUUCAGCCCAAUGCCGGUGGCAUUCUCGAGGGAGACGAUAAAGAUGGAUACUACAAAAUCCGAAUUGGUGAGAUCAUGGAUGGUCGAUACCAAGUCCAAACAACUCUAGGUAAAGGCAUGUUUUCCGGUGUCGCUCGAGCAGUCGACAUUACAAGUAAGAAAUUGGUUGCCAUUAAGAUGAUGCGAAACAACGAUGCUCUCAGAAAGGGUGGCUUUACCGAGAUCGCAAUUUUGCAAAAAUUAAACGACGCUGACCCUGAAAACCGUAAGCACAUUGUCAAGUUCGAGCGGUAUUUCGAACACAAGGGUCACCUCUGUCUUGCAUUUGAGAACCUCAGCCUAAACUUAAGAGAGGUCUUAAGAAAGUUUGGUAACAAUAUCGGCAUUAAUCUGGGCGCGACGCGCGCCUAUGCACAUCAGAUAUUUGUUUCUUUAGCUCAUCUUCGCAAAUGCAGUAUCAUUCAUGCUGACUUGAAGCCGGACAAUAUCUUGGUAAACGAAACUCGCAAUGUCCUCAAGAUCUGUGAUUUGGGCACAGCUAUUGAUAGAUCAGACGCUGCAACCGCGAACAACGAAAUCACACCGUACUUAGUCAGUCGGUUUUAUCGAGCUCCGGAGAUCAUUCUCGGGAUGCCGUAUGAUUAUGCCGUCGACAUGUGGUCCAUAGGGUGCACAUUAUAUGAGCUUUACACCGGCAAAAUCCUAUUUACAGGAGACAGUAACAACCAGAUGCUCAAGGCUAUCAUGGAAAUCCGCGGCAAGUUUAGCAGCAAGUUGUACAAGCGUGGUCAGUUAUCUCAUAUGCAUUUUGACGACUUCGGAAAUUUUAUUAGCCUCGAGACAGAUAAAGCGCUUGGAAAGACCACCGUACGGACCCUAGCCGUUGUCAAACCGACCCGUGAUUUGCGUACUCGCCUCUUGGCUGCCUCUGGUGGCAUGAAUGAUGUGGAGUCUAGGGAUCUCAACCACUUCAUAGACCUACUAGAAAGAUGUCUAACACUCAACCCGGACAAAAGAAUUACUCCGUCCGAGGCACUCAAGCAUCCUUUCUUUGCGGCUAAGAUUAUUGGCCCCUCAAGAUAG
This is a messenger RNA of Daldinia childiae, 2454 nucleotides long. RefSeq names its product Serine/threonine-protein kinase prp4. Gene Ontology annotation, biological process: mRNA cis splicing, via spliceosome; peptidyl-threonine phosphorylation; peptidyl-serine phosphorylation. Gene Ontology annotation, molecular function: protein serine/threonine kinase activity; ATP binding. Bases 1 to 2454 code for a protein of 817 amino acids. The record is from RefSeq and is a predicted model, not a curated record. The transcript has 4 exons. NCBI's taxonomy places the organism in Eukaryota, Fungi, Ascomycota, Sordariomycetes, Xylariales, Hypoxylaceae.